AUGUAUAUACCCCUUGCCAAGGCAGCGACACUCCCGCUGCUCUUGCUUUCGCCACUGCAAGGCGUGCUGGGCGAGUGCUCGUCCUUUGAGACAGCCGUUACAGUAACUGUGACUGCCAAAACAACUACUGCAACAACAAAUGCAACGACUACCACGACUAGCCAAACUACAAGGUCUACCUCGGCAUCUGCUACAACCACGGCACCAACUCCAGAUGUCACGCCUACGUAUCCUCGCCUGCCCAUGUUCCUCCCGGACGGGUCGUCCACAAAUUCCUCGGGCGUGCCCUGGGGUGACAUGAAUCUCAUGACCAACAAUUAUCUGGAAAAUCCCAAGACUGGUGUCGUCAGGUCCUACGAGUUUACAGUAAGCCGGGGCCUCGCCUCCGCCGAUGGCCAUCCCACUGGCGUCAUCUUGGUCAACGGCCAGUUCCCCGGACCGCUCAUUGAGGCCAACUGGGGAGAUACCAUUCAAGUCACGGUGCACAAUAACAUUUUCGGUCCGGAAGAGGGAGUAUCCUUCCAUUGGCACGGCCUACCACAGAGAAAUAAGCCCUGGGAAGACGGCGUUCCAGCCGUCACGCAAUGUCCCAUAACCUCUGGAAAAUCCUUCACUUAUUCUUUUGAAGCAGAGUUCUACGGCACAUCAUGGUACCACUCCCAUUACUCUGCACAGUACUCGGGAGGACUCUCCGGCCCCAUGGUCAUAUACGGCCCAGCAGCAAAGGAAUACGAUGUUGACAUUGGUCCUAUUAUGCUCUCGGAUUGGUAUCACAAGCCGUACUUUACUCUAGUGGAAGAGACCAUGGCCCCCAAAGCUGCCCCAGAGGCCCCGCGCUCUGACAAUAAUCUCAUCAACGGCAGAAAUUCCCAAGACUGCACAGGCAACACCAACAGCAGCCAGACUGCGUGCGGCAACAUGUUCAAGCUUAGUCGCGGCAAAGUCCAUCGCCUGCGCCUCAUCAACUCUGGCAGCGAGUCAAUCGAAAAGUUCUCCAUUGACGGCCACGUCAUGGAAGUCAUCGCCAAUGACUUUGUCCCGGUGAAGCCAUACAAAACCGAGGUCGUGACACUCGGCAUCGGCCAGCGCAGCGACGUCCUCGUCACCGCAGACGGCAAGGACAGCGCGUACUGGAUGCGUAGCACAAUUCCCGCCGCCGCGUGCGGUUUGAACGCAAGCCAGCUCCUAGCCACUGCCGUGGUCUACUACGACGAUCUAAACACCACAGCGGUGCCGCAGUCCCAGCCGUGGAACGUCACCGACCCGCAGCCUUGCCUGAAUGAUUUGACUAACAGUCAGCCCAUUUUGGCACUGGAUCCCCCGCAGCCGGACUUGUUGUACAAGAUGGAGGUGCAGGCGUUCCAAAACGAGAGUAAAAUAUGGCUCUUUUCGUUUGACGGCCAGGCCUUUAGAGGCAACUACAACAAGCCUACACUGCAGUCGGCCGCGAUGGGAAAUUCCUCUUUUGAAAAGGAGUGGAAUGUGAAAAACACAAAUAACGCAAAAGCCGUCAGGGUAUAUGUACACAAUGCGACCCCGUUGCCUCAUCCGCUGCAUCUCCACGGCUUUGACAGCUACAUUCUGCGCCAAGGAGACGGAGAGUGGGACGGUGUCACGAUUGACUUUCCCAAGAAUCCUCCCCGUCGGGAUGUCGUCAUGGUACGCGCAUUGGGCCACGUCGUUAUACAGUUUGACGCGGCCAACAAUCCAGGUUAG
Metarhizium brunneum ARSEF 3297 is the source of this 1716-nucleotide messenger RNA. Its product is annotated as oxidoreductase ptaK. Lineage: Eukaryota; Fungi; Ascomycota; Sordariomycetes; Hypocreales; Clavicipitaceae. Gene Ontology annotation, molecular function: copper ion binding; oxidoreductase activity. The record is from RefSeq and is a predicted model, not a curated record.